This is a messenger RNA of Hyaloscypha bicolor E, 2652 nucleotides long. RefSeq lists its product as uncharacterized. The transcript has 4 exons. The coding region runs from base 1 to 2652 and encodes 883 amino acids. The record is from RefSeq and is a predicted model, not a curated record. NCBI's taxonomy places the organism in Eukaryota, Fungi, Ascomycota, Leotiomycetes, Helotiales, Hyaloscyphaceae.
AUGGCCCCCAUGAUCCCAAUUCGAGCGGAGGAGACUCUCAAAACCAUCGAGGAUGUUCUCGAGCGACGGAGGGACACCAGCCGGAUAUUGAAGGAGAAGGAGAAGCAGAUGCUCAGCGGGGAAGACUAUCAACGUAUGGAGGUUGAUCUGAACAAGAAGCAGUUCUUACAGCCGCUGGACUCCGAUAAUACCAAGGCCAACGUCUACUACAUCCGGCAGAAAUUUAUCAGAUACUGUGACCAUCGUCGUCUGGGGCAUUGGCGUACAGCCAUCCUCGGGCAGAAUUGUAACAAGGGAAGGAUGAUGUCGUUCCUCCACUGGAUCUGCGAGACGUAUCUGGCAAAGAAGCGGAAGAAGGGGAAGAGAAAGUCGGUCAACCAGUACUGGCGGGAUUUCAAGAUGCUCUAUCGCCGAAUCAAUGGCGCCUUUGUGGAUGCGAACGAUUCAAACGAGGUCGUCAAGGUAUGUAGCCCUCUUCCUACGGUGCUCUUCUAUCGCAUGCUGAUCCUCCGCGCGAAGUACAUCAACGGCACACUGAAGGUCAGGUUUGAACUGGACACUACGUCCAAAUCCAAGCCCGUGGCUGGACCAGACGACCUGCUUCUCUUGCUCGUCCAGCACUGGGCUCGGGAUGAGCACGUCUUUCCCACCGAGGACGACCGACACGACGUCGCCACGAUCCUGCUAUUCCAGUCCUAUACGGGCGGUCGACCCGCCGAGUUCGUCCACUCCUCGAAGGGCAAAGCCAGCGAAGACCCUCUUGGGGAAGCAGAAGAGACGAUCGAGCAUAGACGGCCUCGAGAGGAAGGAGAUACACAUGACGCCAAGGGUGCCGACGCUGACGAUGGCCUGGAGUACGACGAUGACAGCGAUGCUGCUGGUGGUGGUCCUGAGUACGACGACGACAUCCUCUUCGACUCUGACGACGACGAGACUGCCGACGAGGAUGGCCUCUCCGACGAAGGCACGGACGAGAGCGCCGGCCGCGACAGCGGCUACAGCAGCGACGGGACCGAUGUCGCUAUGACGCAGGACACCGACGACUGCUGCCCGGUCAAGGUCGACGGCGCUGGACGGUCGGUGCGGCAGAACCGCGAUGCGGGCGAGGCGGUGCGGAGGUGCAAAGCGCUCUGUUACGAGGACAUCUGCCUCUGGAUCGUCAAGAACCCGAAGAAGGGGGAGCGGGACCUUCUAGCGAUGGAGGUCCACUUGCGGCACCACAAAGGGGUGGAUAACAAGCCCAAACCCACGACGUUCCUGUUCCGGGAGAACCCCCUCCCCAUCCUCUGUCCGAUCUCCCACAUCUUGACUCGCGCGAUCCGCGACGACGCGAUCUUCGUCGACGGCUACACGUCCGCCGAGCCCUUCUUCGCGACAAACCUGGGGGGUCAGAGGAUGCGGGCGAUGAAGGUGCACUGGAAGCCGGAAUGGCUUACGCGGCCAGUCUUCCGCAGGUCUGUCCGGACCGUGACUUGGGUGAAGUCGCAGACGGAGCCCAUGACCUACGCGACCUACUGUUCCUACAUCGACCGCCUGGGGAAGGACACGGGCUUCGAAGACAAGCUCACCACCUAUUGCUUCCGCCGAGGCACGGCAAACGCGAUCGACGGUGUCGCAUCGGAUGCGGUACGCGACCAAGUCAUGAGGCACGAUCCCUUUACCGGAGUCUUUAACGGUGCGUACAUCAAUCACACGGUCCGGUUCAAUGUGCAAGACGCCUUCCUCGAGAGUGAUAUCUCCGAUGAUGGGCUCACCCGGGCCUUCACGCACAUGAGUAUUCGCUGCAACCCGGGCGCUCCAAAAGAGGUCCCCAACGGGGUAAUGGAGCGCCUCUUCGCAGCGGAUCCAGAGAUUGCAGACCUCGAGUGCCGAUUCAAGGCCUUGGCUACCGAGAUCAAGUGGGAUUACAAGUUCAUCAAGCGGGCGCCGAAGGAGAAGCGAAAAGAGUACGAAGACCUUCGCAAGCAGCUUACGAAUGCGAAGAAGAGCUUGAGAACCGAGAUCGAAGAGGCAUACCGGAAGGAUUACUUCUUUCAGAUCCAUAAUGAAAUGAUGAAGCGGCAACUGCAGAGGCACCUGGACAAGACCGCGGUCGAAGAGGAUCCUGAGGAUGCAAAGGAUGUCGAGCCAAUUAUUGAACAUCAGCUCGAAGAGCGGACCCGGCUACAGGAGGUUCUUUGCGAUCUCUCCAAAGACCUGAGCCCUCAAGCCAUCGUCGCCCGAAAGGUCACUGCCAUCAACCUCAUGAUCGCGCUCGCCUCUCGACAAGAGUUUCAGACUCGCAAGCCGCGGUCGGCUCCCGCCUCCAAGGAUCUGGUCAAAAGAGGAUCUCCCGCUGCCGCUCCCGCUCCCGCUCCCUUCCCACCGCCUGAUGAAUUUCCCGUCGUCUGCAAGAAGACCCAAUGUAUCAUUUGCAUCGGAAACGAGCGGCUUCCAUACAAGCAACGAAUGCGCACCUUUAACCGUGUUUCGCACAUGUGGGACCAUGUUGAGGAUGUUCAUUUACGCCACGCACCGGCAGAGCAGCGGAUCAUUUGCGACCAUCCUGUGUGCAAGGCUGAGGGGUUGGUGCUCAAUAACGUAAUGCAUUUCAAGAAUCACGUGGCCACGGUCCACAAGAUCGACCUCCGACCCAAAGUUUUCCCUUAUUGA